Molecule: messenger RNA, 984 nt
Organism: Penicillium canariense
Lineage: Eukaryota; Fungi; Ascomycota; Eurotiomycetes; Eurotiales; Aspergillaceae
Exons: 3
Coding region: 1-984 (327 amino acids)
Source: RefSeq, a predicted model, not a curated record
AUGCACUCUCCUGUACACGAAGGAGGCCAAGUCGCACAUCCACACGAGGACUGUACGAACGAGGCCGUUCCAACCGCGCUCCGAACUAUCAUCAGUCUGAAUGUACCGAGUACUAGAUUGGCACUCGGUUAUCCGAGCCGACCGACCGCCUUGCCCCGGUCUCCUGUAUCCAUACAUGGUCCAGCAAACAAGGCAUGGCGGACCAAGAACAGGACCAGCUCGGCUGAAUCCAACAGACGUCGCAACGACCCGUGCGGUCGUCAUUCGGUCCAGUCUAUCCGCGAUGUAAACAACGGCGCCGUGCGGAUGCAUAUGCCUUCCAAUCUGGAUCGAUCGCAAUAUGCAGGUCGCAGAUCUCUGCAGGGGUACUCGAAUGUCUUGGACCGGGCUUGGUGGAACCCGCGCCCGCUGGAUUUUCUGAGAAAUGCGACGCGGGGUCGCUGCGUCGAGACAGGCCAUGCAAGGACGGGCCGGAUUACUCGUCGGAUGUAUGGAGUAGACGAGAUUGGACCCCGCGGCGCCGAUCUCGCCGUCAUAUCGGGCUCUGGCCACACCUCCAAAAGAACGUCCGUACCGUCUACGGUGCGGGGUGCCUUGGACUUGGAGGAGUCUGGGUGCCUGGCAUGGAUCGUGCAGGCUGACGGGCUGGAGGCGACAUCCGCGCAUCAAGUGCCGGAGAUGCGGAGAAAUAGUAUACCUGCAGGAGGAUGGCAGCCGUCCGCCCCCAACAGUGGACGAUGUCAUGAAAACGGCCACGCCAAAUCAGAUCAGGGCGAGGCACAGUGGCUGGGGUCUUUCUAUGGAAGGGAUUGGCCUUCAUGGAAUGAUCUCCCCGUCCAGUAUCCCGAGUGGGCAGACGUGCAGGCGCUGCAAUGCUGCUUCCCGCGCCCUUGCUGGACUUGUGCCAAGCUGGAUGUCUCCCAUGAACGAGGUGGACUUGAGCCUAUGAUGUACCACAGCUACGCCAUCGGAGAGAUGGAGUGA